Anastrepha ludens (Mexican fruit fly) is the source of this 7373-nucleotide messenger RNA. It is a transcript of the gene Rab9, whose product is annotated as ras-related protein Rab-9B. Gene Ontology annotation, cellular component: lysosome; late endosome; phagocytic vesicle. Lineage: Eukaryota; Metazoa; Arthropoda; Insecta; Diptera; Tephritidae. The record is from RefSeq and is a predicted model, not a curated record. Bases 157 to 948 code for a protein of 263 amino acids. Gene Ontology annotation, molecular function: GTP binding; GTPase activity. Gene Ontology annotation, biological process: retrograde transport, endosome to Golgi. The transcript is spliced from 4 exons.
UCUCCACUUGCUUUAUUCGCUGUCUUGUGUUGGAAGAUAUAGGUGAAAAUAAAAAUACGCAACGGCAUUUUAUUAAAAUCUAAGUAAUUAAAAUGUGCUAUUCAGCCAUCGCCAGUAGUUCAACGGAUACACAAUAACAGAAAUAUAACUAUCAACAUGACGAAUAUGCGGCCACCGAACAAAACCAUCCUCUUAAAAGUAGUUAUACUGGGGGAUGGUGGCGUAGGAAAAUCCUGUCUGAUGAAUCGCUUUGUUUCAAAUCGUUAUGACGAAAACAACUUUCACACAAUUGGCGUUGAAUUCAUGAAUAAAAAUAUUGAUGUAGAUGGCGAAAAAUAUACAUUACAGAUUUGGGAUACUGCUGGUCAGGAGCGUUUUCGCGCACUUCGCACACCUUUCUAUCGUGGCUCUGACGUUUGCAUGCUGUGCUAUGCCGUCGACGAUCGCGAUAGUUUUCGUGGGCUGAAACAAUGGCGUAGUGAAUUCCUCAACUAUGCCGAUGUGAAGGUGGACAAAUUCCCCUUUAUUGUGGUUGGCAAUAAGCUUGACAUGGCGCCAAAAUACCGUCAAGUUAACUACGAAGAAGUGGAGCAAUGGUGCAGCGACAAUGGCAUUAGUAGUCUCAUUGAAACAUCAUCGAAAGCGGCGAGCAACGUAACCGAUGCAUUUGUGUUGGCCGUACGUCAGUGGAAACAUAUGGAGCGCAUAGCCGAAAUUGAAUUACGUCAACAAGGCGAUACUAUCGAUCUAACACGUAGCAUACGCUUAGCACAGAAUCGUUUUUGCUGCACUGGCGGCGGUGGUGGUAGUGGUGGCAGCACAACAUCCGCAGAGGCCGAAUUGGAGGAUGAGUCUAUGCGCAGUGAUAGCCGUCCGUCGCCACUACGUUUUGGCAAGCGAUCUACGGCGGCGACCAGACAGUCGGAAGCAACGAAUUUUCAACUUUAAAUACAAAAAUUAUUUUUGACGCAUGGCAAAUCAAGUUCGUUUUGUUUAAUUUAUGUUUUUUUUUGUAUUUGUCUGACGAACAAAUACGAGUGCGAGUAGAUGUAUGUAUAUGUAGCUGGUUUGAAACCAGUAAACCAGCAAAGAAGACGAAAAACAAUGUAUCUGAUAGACUACACCAAAGGCAGCUAGAAAUGUUGUUGCGAGACGGUAGCGAAUGAAUCAAAAAGGGAUGUUUAACUUUAUGUGUAAUUCUAAAAUUAAAACAAUACAAAAACCAACAACAAGUAAAUGUAUCUUAUAAGCAACUAAGAGAGAAAAAGUUAAUGUAAAAAAUGCUCAAAUUGUUUUGAACAAUUUCUAUCGCGAAACGUAUAUUACUCAUACAAAAUGUUGUACACAUUUGAAAUGGCAAUACAAUCACCCAUAUACGUACAAUAUAUUGCACAUUAUGUAUAUGUGUGUGUGUGCAACAAUAUUCCAUUUAUCUACAAGUAUAUAAUUAUAGCUUAGGUUAAAUAUUUUGCAUUGCAGCAGCCGAAUUGAGUAUUAUCUACAUUUUUUAUUGCUUUUAUUUGGUUUUUAUAAACACACAACGCUUUUAUGUUAAUAUGAAUGCACAAUAAUUGUGGAAUUAAUAUUAUAAAAUAAUAAUAGAAACCUCGAAAUCAAGAAAUUAAGCCGAAUUAGAUUGUGCUGGAAAACAACAAACGAAAGUGUAGCAAACACAGCUUGCCCAGUUAGGUUUCUCGAUAUCCAAUUGACAUUCCGAUAGAUUAUUAAGAAUUGUAACAUUUUUUAAAUUGAUAAAGGGUGUUUUUUUAGCUGCAUGAGAACUAUCGAUAUCGAUAACUAUGAUUUGACAGCUGAGAUUGGCAAACUGUAGGUUGACAUUUCUGUUUAGUAAUAGCCUAAACAGGCAGCGGCGUUAAUCGGGAUUACCGGCGCAGUUAAUUCUGAUAAAAAUUGUAGUGUGACAGAGGGUUGUUACGCGUAUAAGUGAAUAGCUGAUUUGCUUAUUGAAAGUAGGUAGGUAGGUAGGUCUGGUGGGUGCCAAAAUGGCACACUUAGACCUGUCAUAGAUCCAUGGUGAUACCACUGGAACUUUUUUCUUACACCAAGGGAUCCCUUUCAAACCAUCCUGUGGCUUUUAUAAAAGAGUUUAUUGAAUAUUUUUGUUAGUAAAAGAUGGACCGCAGGCAAAAAUUACGAGUGUUAGCUGCCCUGAUACUGAAAAAUGAAAUUUAAAUUGGUCGAGCCAAGGAGCACCAAAAGAUUUGGUGGCUCCUAAGACGCUCAGGCUAAAAAGCUCAUUGUAUUUAAAGCUCUGGAAAAAGGUAGAUAGUCAAGGUGGGAAGGAGAAAAGUAUCAGAGAAAGGGAUAGGAAGGACUAGACACAGAGACAGAGAUAGUUAGUCCUGUGAGAGAUUUCCAGAUUCUUUGGUAAAUCUGUAAAUAUCCUUCACUUUUAGAGAAGGAAUAUUACUCAUUCUCACGACAUCGGAACCCAAAACUCGUAGCCAUGCUCUAGCAAAGGCAGGACAUUCACAAGCAAUACAGGCACACUGGGUCCUCAAUGCUUCUAAUGGUGGUCAUAUGUUGACCCCAUGGGUUGUGUCCUACAAUAAUAUCGGCCAUCAACCGAACGUCUUUCCUUCUAAGUUUUAGUAGAAAAUUUGACAGUUUUCUGUUCGGACUUGUCACAAAACACUUUGCAGUUCUGCAGCGUUCUAGACCGGAUCAUCGCUCUUUAUGUAAAUUGCAUACAUAAUCGCUGAUCCAAUUCACGAAUCAUGAAUUAUUCCUGCUGAACAGAUUCCGAUUAUUGGCUCUGGCCCUUGUGGGAGAACCGCUGAUCCCCGGUUGGCCAAUUCAUCGGCAAUUUCGUUUCCUUGAACACCGGAGUGUACAAGCCUAUUCUGUCUUGCGACAGAAUUAAGCUUCUUCUUACAUUCUUGAACAAUCCUUGUUUCUUGCUUCGCGUUCUCUCAGUGCGGCCUGACUGUCACUGAAAACUCCAAUCUGUUUCCCGCUCCAUCUCCUCUCGAUUAUCCAUUCGGCUACUUUCAGGAUGGCAAAAUCUUCCGUUUGGAAAACAGUUGCCAUUUCCUCCAUAGCAUAGUGAUACUUAUUACUAUCGUUUAAGUAUCAUCCGGCUCCAGACUCUAUUUUAUUAUUGGACCCAUCGGUAAAGAAAAUAUCCGUCAAAUCUCCCUGAAUGCAUUCUGAAUUGCUCCAUUGACAUCAAAUUUCCUUCCAAAAUGAAACUAUGGGUAUCAGGUCGUGUUUAGGUGCCAAAAACAGUGGAUACUGCUAAGAUAGCAACUUAAAGGAAGUUCCGAAGUUCCGUCUUCGUGCCCGAAACCAUAUGGAGUCUACACACGCAGGCCCUGAUACCAAGAAAUAAUUAUUUAUUGAAAAAAAUCUUAAAUUGCCAUUUCUCCAUCUGGUCUGAGAUAUCAAAACAAUUAAUGUAAUUUCGAGCGUGUUGGCAGUGGAAAGGAGCAUUGUAUUCACCCUUUUUUGUUCUUCUCUUAAAAAGAUCAAUUAUGAUUGAAAAUAAAUUGUCGUUCAAGAGGUUAACUGCCAUUUUAUGGAAAUAUUGCCAUCGAAAAUUCCCCUAAUCCGCUAAAUUAAGAGAAUUAAGUCUAGUUGUCAAUCCGCAUUGGUUACACUUAAUUCCCGAGAUAAUUCUGAAUUAAGUCGUUAAUCCAAUUAACGCCUCCACCUGUCUAGGUUAUAAAGUUUGGCAAGUCAUCAUAAAGCGUUUAACGCCAAAAUAACGUUUUAAAUUGUGGAAAUUUAUUUCGAAAAAAGAAAUAUGUUCGCGUAGUUUAUAGAGCACUAACUCCAUUUCUUUCGAAAUGCAUAUAGAGCUGUCGUUACGCUGAAUGGCGAGCGCUAUCGAGCCAUGUUGCCUGAAUUUUUGUUUCUGAAAAUUAAUCAGUAAAACAUUGACGACAUUUGGUUCCAACAGGACGGCGCAACUUGCCUUACAGCGUGCCUAACAAUCGAUUUAUUGCAAUAUUCAAGUCAUCAUGCUGUUCUUGUUGUUGUAGCAGCAUAAACAUUCCCUAUAAAUGCUGCUGGAGUGACAGUUCUUGCCUGGAUAUAAAUCCAGGUCGUUGCGGUAACGUAGGGCCGACUGUCGUGAAGACGUCAAGUCACUAUUGACGCCAUACGGUCAGAUUUUGUGAAAAAAAUUGUCAAAAAUUAAACUGAUCGAAUGGACCACGCAACUCGCAACAGCGGCGAACAUAUGUAUGAUUCAUUUUCCGAAAAAUAAAAGCCAUGAAAUUAUCUAACAGAAUAUAAUAAAAAAAAAUCCAUUCCAACAAUAUUUCUGUUUAUCUGUAUUAUCAUGGCCACCGUAGCUGAAUGUGUUGGUGCGUGACUACCAUUCGGUAGAGUGAAUUCUAGUGUGAUCGAAAAGGUUUUUUUUAAUAGCGGUUGCCUCUCGGCAAGCAAUGGUAAACUAUGAGUGUAUUUCUGCUAUCAAAAAGCUCCUUAUAAAAACCAUUUGUCGUUCGGAGUCGGAUUGAAACUAUAGCUCUUCCUUCCAUUUGUGGGCCAAAAUCAAACGCACGCCCUAAAUAGAAGGAGGAGCUGGGCCAAACACCUAACAGAAGUGUACGCGCCAAUUAUUUAUUUUAUUAUCAUUUUACGUUCUUAAGCUCUUCAAAAAACACCCUUUAAUUUAUAUAGAAAAUUAAAAUUUUAAACUAGCUUAUUUAGCACAGGCUCGAUGUUGUUUUCUAUAAAAACAAAAGUACACAACGUCUCUACAUACACAAUUACGCCCUACUAUAUUUUUCUAGACUAAUUUAUGAAAGAUAAUACACUUUUAUAUUCUAAGUUUAUAAAGCACGCAUAUAUUGAAAUAUUGACAUUUAAUACGUCAAUGAUAUUCCCGGUGAAAUUAUACCAAAUAUUAAUUUUUAAGCUAAACACAAUUUAAUAAUUUUUAUUUGACUCACUAUUGAGUGCCUAAAAAAAUGAUAGUACUUUAAAAGUCGAAUGAGAAAUUUUGCAAUUUUUUGUAAUUGAAAAAUAAUUAAAUUUAAAAUAUUCCUGCACAGCUGUGGCCACUUAGAUCUUAGACACAUUUAAGUGUUUAAUUUUUUAGACGACUUUUGUAUGUGACUUGGCGUAUGGAAAGUUUGAGCUACUAGCAAAUAGUCAUUACUUGCAAUUUUGUUUCUUUUAUAGCAGAAAAUGCUACAUUUUUGAUCGUAUAUAAACUUAGUAUUAUUAUUUUUAUUAAUUUGAUUUUUUUUUAUGAAUUGUGCAAUUAUUCUCUUAGAUCUAAAGCAAAUUAUCAUCACAGAAAAAACGAAUGUAAUAUUUAUAAACCGCUGUAGCCGAAUGGAUUUAUGCAUGAUCGCCAUUCGGUUGACUCGGGCUAGAAACCCACAGUAGGCAUCAAACAUCAAAUGAUAGAAAAAAGUGUUUUCAUAACUAGCGCACCUCUGUAGACAAUGGCAAACCUCCGCGUGUAUUUCUGCCAUGAAAAAGCUGCUCAUAAAAAAUAUAUCUAGCGUUUGGAGUAGGCUUAAAACUGCAGGUCCCUCGAUUUGUGGCCAAACAUUAAGACGCACGCCACAAAUGGAAGGAGGAGUUCGGCCAAACACCCAAAAAGUGUGAAAGCGCCAAUUAUAUACUUGGUUUUGCCAUAAAUUUUGUGACAAAUUUUACAAUGCAUACGGCGAGAAACGAAUUCGCAGAAAAAAAUACCGUUAUUUUUAUUUUUGUUCGUAUGCAUUGUCGACUCAUAAAUUAUACUCAGUUUUGUGGCAAAUUUCGCUUGUUAACUAUGAAGUGGGGAGCUCAGGAAAAUCGCAUUGCAGUGAUUGCAUUACAAAAGUGUGGUAAAAGUGCAGGUGAGAUUUACGAAUUCCUGAAAAAACUUAAUAUUUCGAGAACGUUUUUUGAUCGUUAUUCCCAAACGAUCGACAGAAAAAUAAGUGGCCGUCCUCGCGUGGUUCGAACCAGUGCAGCCAUAAAAGCCGUUUGAGAAAUAAUUCGCAGAAAGCAGAAAAUCAUGUCCAGCGAAAAGAAUGCAUCGAUCAGCUCCAAGUCAAGACUAUUUAGAAAUGAUCUCCACAUGGAAGCCUUCCGUCGCUCAACUGGUCAUCUUUUGACAAUGCGAUUGAAGAAAAUUAGACUCGACAGAUACAAGCAGUUUCUUCGGUGGCACGCGGCCAACGGCCAUGAAAAUAUUCUUUUCACAGAUGAGAAAAUGUUCACUGUUGAAGAAGGUUUUAAUAAGCAAAAUGAUUAAAUCUAUGCUAAAACUUCUAAAGACGCAAAAAAUGUUGUUCCAAGGAUUCAGCGUGGCCUCCGCAAUGGUUUGGUAGGCAGUGUCUUGAAAAGGUGUUACAUCUCUUCAUUUCUGCGAAAACCAGCGUUAAGACAGGAGCAAAAGUGUACCAGGUGAAUGUCUUAAAAGGCGUGGUGAAGCAAUUGAGCAGUACUCUCUUCAAGAGAGAGCGUUGGAUGUUCCACCAAGACUCUUCUCCAGCCUAAAAGUCAAAAAUCACUUAGCAAUGGCUAAAAAACAAAUUUCCUGGGUUCAAAGCCGCAGAAGAUUGGCCGUCUAGUAGACCAGAUCGGAAUCCAUUGGACGACUUCACAGAAAUUUCGAGAGUCUCAAACAAUGUUUGGUUCGAGCAGCAACGUCAAUAUCCAUGGAAACCGUGCGUGCUGCAAUAGUUGAAUUGCCUAAUCGUUUGAAGGAUUGUGGAAAAGCAAAUGGUGACCAUUUCGAAUGAAAAUUAAAAAAAAUAAUAAAACAAACUUCAUUAAGGAGUUAGAGAGGCAGAUGCCCGAAAAAAUGAUGAUUUUCAAUAUAUUUUUUUUUGCUGUCGAUUGCUUUAUUUUACAAAAAUAAAAACAUAGCAUUAAAAAAUCAUGUUUCGACAGAAUUAAAAAAAAAAAUUAAUUAUAAAAGUUAUCGCUGUUUGUGUGGAACCCGUUUCUCCAGAAGUCCCUUGCGGUGAUCCUCUCAAGUCCUUGGAGAUUCAUGUGAAAUCAAUCGGACAAGAGAAAUUAGUUUUAUUUUAUUAAUAGAUAAUCUUGUGCCUGUUCGAAGCUUUUUUUCAAAAUUAACAAUAUGGCGGCCUCAGCAAAUAUUUUUCAGAUUUUCGAAAAAAAAGCGACAAUUAAUCGAAAUUUUUGAAAAAAAAUCCUUCGAUCAGGUACGAGUUUUUUAUGCUUUUCAGAAGCAGUAUAAAUUUUAUUGAAAUCUACCAAGCGGUUUUUAAGUUACAGUGAUCACCAUAAAAAACUGAUGCACCCUGGUGGCCACGAUACAGCGGUGAAAAAUCAUCUGAAAGCAAAAAACCCAAAAAAUUCUUAAUCUAUACUUCAAUGGCUGUCGUCGUACGUUUUAAAAACGGCUAUGUAAGACUGUAGCCAAUACAUGUACA